GUUUGAUAGACAUUCACGACGCCUUCGCCUCAUCACGACGAGGAGUCUGGGACGGCGCCGAAAGGGGAACUGGAGCGCAGCAAUCACGCAAUACACGGAACCGCGACCUCAUGCGAACGCUGUGGCACCAGCUUGACGACGAACGGAGUGCAGUGGCGCGUCUGGGGAAACGGACCAGAUGGCAGGACCGAUGCAUCGAUGUACGGAGCCAGUAGAUUGCGUGACAGAAGCAGCUUGUUUGUCAGCCCGACGGACUGCCAAACCCGCCUUGCUGACGUCGUGGAAUGUUCACAUCGUUUGACGACAUGAAGGCGCGGUAGGCCGAUUGAUGCUUCUCGGACGCUCACAGACGCUCACACGUCGAAACGAGUCAUGGAAGUUCGUUGUCAUUGCUUAACGGAUCGAAGAGGGUUUCGUUGAAUUUUCGUGCGGUGUAUGUUCACCACCGCGCGGCACUAUGAAGCCAGUUUUUAAAUUGAAGGCUCACACUGGCUCCGUUCUGUGUUGUGAAUUCCCCACUGCUUCUCCCGAUUCGGUCAUCUCCUCUAGUGAGGAUGGCAGUGUGCGCGUUUUCGACCUGCGUAGCAAAGGCUGUGUUGUGACCCUGAAUAUUUCUAGUGGAGACGCUGUUACAUCCAUUUGUUUAAAAAAUGGAGAUAGCAGUCAACUGUAUUGCGCUGCUGGCAAUACCGUCCAUUCUUUCGACAUUCGUCUGGGAUCUUCGGGCAGAGAACUGCAGAAGUAUGACCACAACACGGACGAGAUCAAUCAGGUUGCGUUGAAUAGAAAUGCUACAUAUAUGGCUGCUGCGGACGAUUCAGGCGAGAUAAAGAUUAUUGACCUAAACAAUAACAAGCUGUACAAGACACUUCGGGGAGUGCACACGAAUAUAUGCAGCGCCGUUCAGUUUCAUCCGCAAAAGCCGUGGGAAGUUAUAUCAGGAGGUUUGGAUUCCAAAAUUGUAAAAUGGGAUAUUUCAAAGGGGAGACAGCUGAAGAUAGUAGACCCUGAUAUUUUGAGUUCGAACAGUGUCGGACAAAUGUGCAACCCACCCUUUGUUCACGCACUGGCAACUCAUGGAGACAGUUCGGGAGAGAUGGGCCGACUGCUUGCUGUUGCCAGAGGAGAUGGUGCUGUGGAAGUGUACGAUUUAGGAUUUCAAAGUGAGACUCCUACAAAGGUUAAGGGUUUGAAGAGCGGAAGGAGCACAACAACUAACGCGGAUGGUGAGAGGAAAGAACUAGCUCUGAAAUCUGGACUCCAAUGUCGACUUAGUGCUGAUAAUGGUGGACACCUUACAGCUGUAUCCUCUGUGACCUUUGCCAGGUUUGGAGAGAGGGGACGAUACCUGUUGUCAGGAGGAAAUGACGGACUUAUAAAGCUGUGGGACUGGGCUAGUUCAAAUUUCGAGGGCACUAUGGCUGUAGAAGGAGCACCUUUGACCUUAAGUAUACAUCAUGGUAAAAAGAUAAAUUGGCUGAGCACUAUCGACAACAAUCGGGUGAAUAUAGCCGUCGCUGAUACAUCAAAGGUUUUGAGUCUGUAUCAUGUCUUGUAAGGGCAAUUCAAUUGCUGCGAUUUCAAUCAAAUCUUUAAUUCGCUUGCUGCGGGAAAACUUUGGCCUUUUCUGAAGUCCUUGUUGUCACCCUCUAGCAAAGCUGGUCUGCAUGCUUUUUCUCAAUCUGGAUGGUGUGGGGUCUUGAAAUCAUCCUCUGUCUUUGAUUGAUCAAAUGAACAGUUGUGCCCGCAAUUGAAGUAGAGAUUAUAUAGCUGGAUGGAUGAAGAGUUGAUGGAUUUCCGUAAGGAUUUGGCUUUCAACACACAACAAAUGAGGGGUUUUAGCUGUAUCGAUAAUUAUUAUUUCACUGCUUGGCUGCUUACGGAAGCCCAUUUUUUCGUCAAAGGAGCUUCCUAUCUCAACUUCUGCUUUGAAGCUCAGAAUUUAUCUGAGUAAAAGUUUGGAAACUCUCAGCAAAUUGAUUGCCUGUAUGAAAG
This is a messenger RNA of Marchantia polymorpha subsp. ruderalis, 1995 nucleotides long. Lineage: Eukaryota; Viridiplantae; Streptophyta; Marchantiopsida; Marchantiales; Marchantiaceae. The record is from the annotation of a GenBank genome assembly.